Molecule: messenger RNA, 2988 nt
Organism: Aureobasidium pullulans EXF-150
Lineage: Eukaryota; Fungi; Ascomycota; Dothideomycetes; Dothideales; Saccotheciaceae
Exons: 9
Coding region: 1-2988 (995 amino acids)
Source: RefSeq, a predicted model, not a curated record
AUGGCACCUCUCGCCGAGCGCAGUGCCAACAGACAGAGCCGCAUCCCAGUAGUCGGCUCUGAAGCCAGAAAUUGCAGCAGCAACAACGCCGAGAACGUACCGCCCGCAUCAAAUCUUUCUCGUCUGCUAGCACCCACCAAAUCAUCAGUCGCUCGGUCAAGGUCACCAUCACCUUCCCCAAUCCCACUGCCAGUCAAUCCACGGACGGGUUCAACAACGCCCGGUCGUGGACGCCUCAAUACCUUCACAUCAAACGACAGCCUGAACUCAUCCUUCUCGCGCCACGCUUUGAGUUCUCGACAGCCCAAAUCGCCCACUAUGAAUACGCGGAGAUCGUUUCGUCAAAGCAGACCAAGCUCGCCAAUCCAGGAGAAUGUGGAAACGCAGGGCGGAUACGCUGAGCUCAGAGCCGCUCAACGCACUAAGCCUCUGUCUAUUGAGAAACCACUGCCGUCUCGUCCAGUUGCUACCUUCGCCAACUCGAUGAGCCCCACAAGACAUUCGCGCGGUAUCAUCGACGCGGCUGAACGGCCCCUGAUCAAGGCCCCUGGAACACCACAGGAAGAAGAAUGGCCUGCUUCUUCCCCAGAACGUCCCAUGCCGCGUCGUGGAAGCGCAGCACUUAGCAGGACGCCCAACACAAGGCUCACAUUCAGCCCUGCCAUUGUGUCGCCGAUCCUCGGCCAGCUGUCCACUAAUCUCAACUCAUCGCACGUUGCCCCAGCCGUUUCCCCGCCCACGCUUUCGUUUACAACAAAGAGCGAACGGCCUGUUCUAUCGGUAACUGACGCAGAUUCGAUUGAGUGCCGUCCACCGAGAUCUUCAUCUCUGCGUACGCCCGAGCCUAAGCUUGGCGACAGUCAGGAACACAAAUAUCUCCCUGCUGCUCACAGUUUCUCUCGGCCUAGAGCGCAACAAGCAGAGAGAUCGCCAGCAAGCAUCACCUGCACGCCUGUUCCACAGUCUCCCACCUACUCUGCAUCUAAGUCACCCACGCGGACACCUGCCACAACACGCAUCACCAACGACAUGUUGACGUUUGCAGGCAGACAUCAAGGUGCUCGCUCAUCCAGACCCAGAGCCAACACUAUCAAGCACUCUUCGCCAAUCAAACAACAUCUGGCUUUACGCGAUCUACCACCAAGUGUUUCAUCGCCCACGGAGCAGAUCAAGCUAAGCCCAAUCAAAUUGGUCUUUGGCGAGAAAGCUUCUGCUGAUGAUGUGUUCGACCUACUGUCCAGCUCUUUUGUUGGUUCGACUCUGAAUGGAGCACGCGCUCCUGCUUUCGUCUCUCAGGCAAACCUCACAACUCCAGUGGAUGCCGAGUUCGAUUUGCCCUCCCCGAGUGAACAUGGUUUCCAUGUUUCUUGGCCUGCAGAUUUUGGUUUCAAUCUUGUCGAUUCAGGACAGGAUUCGCCAACGGUGCAGAGCUCGCCUUCCAGCGAGGAGUCGACCACCGAGACUACCACAGAUCUCCAAAACGAAGGUGGCAAAAGACAGGCUGAGCCUGUGCAUACUACUAUCGACAGCGCAAGAGUGCUUGAAAAUAGAGAGAAGGACAUCAACACGACACUAUCCAUUCUUGAAGGAACUCCUGCCAAGCAACACCAAUUCUCGAAUGCUCCUCCAAAGUCAAUCAAGACACGCCUUAGUAUGGCCAAACUGCCCAAGGAGGUUCCCAAAGAUACUCUCAAAGCUAACGACCAAGGCAAUGUACGUCCACAGGAUGAACGUCUGCCGUCAUACAUGCUUCCCACAGAGGCACGCAAAAACUCUGCUGCCACACCGUCCGAGGCUCGCCGCAAUAACGCGACUGAAUUGGUCCCAAAUGCGAGCACUCGUCGUGCCUCCCAAUCUGCAAGGUUGACCCCGACUCCAAGCUCUGACAAAGGUCGUAUUUCUCCCUCUGGCCGACAGACUCCAGUGUCUGCAUCUCGUGGAGCCUCUCAGAGUGGUCGAUCAACGCCCACAUCAGGUAUCCCGCGUUCAUCACAGCCCGGCACAGGAGCUUCAUCGAACACACGCAGUGUGACACCUACGGCCCGCCCUGGCUUGAGUGGCCAGCCCCCACGUCAGGCUACACCCAGUUUGAAGGACCAUGACAGCACAACCGCCAGUGCAAACAAGAGAACGUCGAUAGGAAACAUCAAGGCCGCUCGGCAGACUUUUCAGCCCACUAAAGCAGCUCGCGAUGGUUCUUCUACACCAUUGACUCGUCCAAGAAGUGAGUCCAAGGGCAAAUCAGUGCUGAACAACCUCAAAGGAUUGUUCUCUGGAAAGCGCGAUGUACCUCCGACCCCGGGAUCCAAUGGCAGGAGGUUCUCUAUCGGAAGCCGAAAGUCAGUGUCGAUGGAGCCUGAGGACAUCCCUGAUGUGCCUGCCGUGCCUGCUGUGCCUGUUGUGCCUGUUGUCCCUUCUGUCCCUUCUCUUCCAGAAUCCAGGAGAAAGUCCACAACAAAAAGCAUUUUGGUUAAGAAGACUGCGACUGAAGAAGUCCAUUCUUCGAACGGUGAGACAUCAAAGGAGCACUCUAUCCUGCCGAGACCUAGAAGAAAAUCGACGGUCAAAGAUGCUGCUCCGAAGAAGGAUUCUGUCACUUCUGAAGAAGAGAAGCCGUCGCUCCGCCGCAAGGCCUCUAGGGGUAAGGUCUCCGCUACGGACGCUCGUCAAGAAGCCGACGCCGAGAAGGAGAAACGUGACACUGUAGCACUCAUGGAAAUGGGACUCACUCUUCGUCAAGAGGCAUUUAAGGAAGACGAUCUUGUUCGAAAGGAGCGCAUGACAUCUUUUGCUCAAGUCAUGCUUGACACUGUCACCAGUGCUGUGGAAGCCGAGAGGAACAUGUACGCUGCUAUGCAAGCUGCCGAACAAGCGAAGAUGUCGUACAUGAUGACCCAGCAAAGUGUUCAGGAGAUGAACAAACUCGUCUCGACCUCCCGUCGGCUGCCUCUGUUUAAAAAGAAGAAGCGACCAACCAAUGAUGCUUGA